Meleagris gallopavo (turkey) is the source of this 4052-nucleotide messenger RNA. RefSeq names its product myotubularin related protein 6 (gene MTMR6). Gene Ontology annotation, cellular component: cytoplasm; nuclear envelope. Lineage: Eukaryota; Metazoa; Chordata; Aves; Galliformes; Phasianidae. Gene Ontology annotation, molecular function: phosphatidylinositol-3,5-bisphosphate phosphatase activity; phosphatidylinositol-3-phosphate phosphatase activity. The record is from RefSeq and is a predicted model, not a curated record. Gene Ontology annotation, biological process: phosphatidylinositol dephosphorylation.
GCCCCGGAAGCGGCAGUAGGUGACGGCCGGCCCGGCCCGGCGGCAGCACGCACUGUUUUCAGCCGCGCGUUCAGGGCCGUCAUGGAGCACAUCCGCACCACCAAGGUAGAGCACGUGAAAUUACUGGAUAGGUUCAGCACCAGCAAUAAGUCUCUGGCAGGAACUCUGUACCUUACAGCAACUCAUCUGUUGUUCAUAGAUGCAAACCAGAGAGAGACUUGGAUAUUACAUCAUCACAUUGCUGCAGUGGAAAAGCUUCCCUUGACUACUUCUGGCUGUCCCCUUGUCAUCCAAUGUAAGAACUUCAGAAUAGUCCACUUUGUUGUUCCCAGAGAGAGAGAUUGUCAUGACAUCUAUAACUCCUUAUUGCAGCUGUCAAAAGCAGCAAAAUAUGAAGAUCUAUAUGCCUUCUCCUAUAAUCCAAAGCAAAAUGAAUCUGAGCAAGUCAAAGGUUGGCAGCUUAUUGAUCUAGCAGAAGAAUAUAAGAGAAUGGGAGUGCCAAAUGAUUACUGGCAGUUGUCCGAUGCAAAUCGUGAUUAUAAGAUCUGUGAAACCUAUCCUAGAGAACUUUAUGUUCCCAGAACUGCAAGCAAACCCAUAAUUGUUGGUAGCUCCAAAUUCAGAAGCAAAGGAAGAUUCCCAGUGUUGUCCUACUAUCAUAAAGAUAAAAAGGCUGCAAUCUGCAGAUGCAGCCAACCUCUCUCAGGCUUCAGCGCCAGGUGCCUGGAAGAUGAACACAUGUUGCAAGCAAUCAGUAAAGCAAAUCCUUCAAAUCGCUACAUGUAUGUUAUGGACACCAGACCAAAGCUUAAUGCGAUGGCAAACAGAGCUGCUGGGAAGGGCUAUGAAAAUGAAGACAACUAUUCUAACAUUAGGUUCCAGUUUGUUGGAAUUGAAAAUAUUCACGUGAUGAGAUCCAGCUUACAGAAACUUCUGGAAGUCAGUGGCACAAAGGGUUUGUCUGUCAAUGACUUCUUGUCUGGUUUGGAGAAUUCUGGAUGGCUGCGUCAUAUCAAAGCUGUUUUGGAUGCUGCUGUCUUCCUAGUCAAGGCAGUAGCGGUUGAGAGCGCGAGUGUGUUAGUGCACUGCUCAGAUGGCUGGGAUAGGACGUCCCAAGUUUGUUCUCUUGGAGCUCUCUUGUUAGAUUCCUAUUACAGAACAAUCAAGGGGUUUAUGGUCUUGAUAGAGAAAGACUGGAUUUCUUUCGGGCACAAGUUCUCUGACAGGUGCUGUCAGUUGGAUGGUGAUCCAAAAGAGAUCUCGCCAGUGUUCACUCAGUUUUUAGAGUGUGUGUGGAAUCUGACUGAGCAGUUCCCACAAGCCUUUGAGUACAAUGAAGCUUUCCUCCUUCAGAUCCAUGAACACGUCCACUCGUGCCAGUUUGGGAACUUCCUUGGAAAUUGCCAAAAGGAACGAGAAGAACUGAAGUUAAAAGAGAAGACAUAUUCCCUGUGGCCUUUCCUUCUAGAUGAACAAAAGAAAUACCAGAAUCCUCUGUAUAAACCAAGUUUUUCUCCGAAUCUGACUCUUUUGGAGCCUAACACUGUGUCAUUCAAUUUCAAGUUUUGGAGAAAUAUGUACCAUCAGUUUGAUCGAAGCAUGCAUCCCAGGCAGUCUGUGUAUGAUCUCAUCAUGGACAUGAGUGAACAAAAUAAACAACUGGAGGAAGACAUUAAACAACUGGAAGCUAAAAUAAAGCAGAAGAGAGGGCGGUCAGAUGCAGUCCUUGUGAAAGAACAUCAGCAGUCUGCUCAUCCUGCACCCGUGAUGCUGAAAACCCCUCCAUUCUUCAAGAAGGACCAGCCUCUGAUCCCUUUGAAUGAUGCUGUAAGAACUAUAGAGGGCAGCAACACAGCAGACAAUCGCUACAGUGAAUUCAUGGAAGAGCUUUCAAAAGCUGAGCCUGCUAUUGUCAGCUUGGAGUACGGAGUGGCCAGGAUGACCUGUUGAAAUCUGGCACAGCGCUCCUCUGUCCUAGACUGGCUGAGUUAAAAGACAGAUUGUUUUUGAGGAUGGGUCUGUGCUGCAUGACCAAAACAUGAUUUGUAUAUCAGCAAGUUUUGUUGAUGUAGAUUAGAACAGCAUGCUAGCUGUCGGGUGUUUGCUGUUCUUUAUAUGCAUAUAAAAAAGUGUAGUUGCCUCUAUUUCUUUUAAAAUACACUUGGUAAGUAGUGACUAAAAAUUGAGGAGUGGUAUGGUUGGUAUGUCUUUGGACUUAAGUCAGUUUGCACUAAAUUAAAAUGGUAAUCUUACUUUAUUCAGUACAGGAAAACACACGUGGUCUUUCACAAAUUGAUUUUAUGUGGGCAAGAAAACUUGAACUUUCUAUUUGGGGAACUGAAGUUAUGUGUAUGUAUACAUCACAUAUAGUAAAAUUAUGUAUAUUCUUGCUAAAUGUCACCCCUUACUAUUAUUCAGUAUAUUAAGUGCCAGGGAAAAGCAUAGUACAUUUCACAUCAUAAAUUGUUGGCCUUAAACCUGUCAGAUCAGUGAUACUGGUGUCUGUGACUGCUGCAGUCCGUAACCUGACUCUGUUUAUGCUGUAUUUGCUCUAAGUGUUCUUUCCUUAAAACAGGAUUGAACGCAGGGAAUGAAGCAUGCCUAAGCUGGCGUAGCCUUUCAGCAAAUAGCUAUAUGAAUGUUAAUUUAUUACUGAAGAUUGUUCUUUCUUACAGCUCCUCUAUUGUUUAAAAUAUAGAUUGGCCUGAUAUUGUUCUCUUUCAGCUCAGUAGGUUGAGCAUAAUUGAAGCUACAGGUCAUGUAUUUGAUCUUGAAUGUUUUGAUUUGUAGCAAGUACUUAAAUGUAGAAGAAAGAGAGUGAAACACGUCAGGAGAAAACUUGGCCAGUGUCUGAAUGAAACUGGACUAUUCAGAUUGUUUAACUGUGUGCUGUGCAGUUGUCCAAGUUCUGAGAAUGGAAGUGGAAAUCUUGGAAUUGUCGGCAAUUAGCAUUGCUCCCAAGUACAAAAAAGCUUCUAUUAGUGCGUCUGAAGCUCAUGAGAAACUGAGUGCCUCGUAUUAAACCUUUAAGAGAAAACUUUAGUUAUUAGGCUCCCUCUUUCCUUGUGAAAACCUGUCCAACCAGUGCAUCUUUAAGCAAUUCCAGUAGAGUCUGGAGAUACGUAGUUAGGCAAACUUCAUCUUGCAGAAUAUAGUAGACUUCCUGACACGUAAGAGGGAGGGGAAAAGAAAAUAAAGGAAAAUCUACGGUAUGUAAACUUAACUCUGUAUGUAGCCUUUUAGUAAGGGAGAAGGUUUCUGUCAGUUUCUAUCUCAUGAUUGAUUUUCUGAGCUGGUAACAGAACAGAGAAGUGCAAGUCAGUGCCCAGAUCUUUAGUGGAUGUACGAGAGAAUACUUCGGGUAUUAAGAUCCUUAGAUUAAUCCUGCUGAUUGUCUUUUAGAUAUAAAUCCCUUUUAGUGAUAUGGGAGAACGAGUUUAUUCUCAUCAUAAUCCCUGAAGUCUCUUUUAUUAAAAUUACUUGACAUAAUUGGCAGUUGUCCCCUUGGCACUAGAUUAGAUGCAGGACUUUAUUAGUAGGGCUGAUAUAGCGGUGGUGAUUGAAUUGCACUUGUGAAAUAUGGGUGAAAUUUAACUCUGACCCUUGUAUUUGGUGAGUAUAAGUCACUGUUUCUCUUUUAUUUUCUAAAAGUCUAUAAAUGUAAAUAAAGGUUCAUAAGUCUUUUUAUUCUCAGAGAGAUGGUCAUAUUUAAACUACAUUAUCCAUGUUUUGAUUUUUUUCACUACAGGUUUUGAUUUUCGCAUUUGCACAGUGGUGCCUUACAAGGUUACAACGAGAGGUUUCUGUGCCUUGUCAGUUGUUGUCUGCCCUUCACCUUCUGUAUCAACUUGAUUCUGAUUUUCCUUUGAAAAACAUCUUGUAUAAGCUUGUGUUGUAUCACACUAGUGAAACAAACAUCACUGACAAUAUAGGCAAGCGAUAUCAAUUUGUAAUUGUUUAAUAUUUAGCUGCUCUGAUGUGCCAUGUACAUUUUUCAUAUUUAUUGUUUAGAGUUUAUGAACUCAAAAGAUUACAUUAAGCUUUUUUGCAAA